Molecule: messenger RNA, 438 nt
Organism: Penicillium antarcticum
Lineage: Eukaryota; Fungi; Ascomycota; Eurotiomycetes; Eurotiales; Aspergillaceae
Exons: 1
Coding region: 1-438 (145 amino acids)
Source: RefSeq, a predicted model, not a curated record
AUGCGCAUACCGCCCCAAAUGCUCUACAACGCCCUCAUUCGCACCCACCACAUCACCUCCCGCAAGAAGGUCGCCGCCCUCAAACGCGCCGCGGACACCCACCAAUGCGCCGUGCUCCUCCGGUCUGGCGGGUGUCCGGGCAUCAUAUACGUCGAGGGCGUGGGGAAGGAUCGCGUGGAGAUGUGGGUGGAUGUUGUGAGGAGAUUACGAUAUAAGGACUUUCAAUUGGCUACGAGGCCUGGCGCCUUGGAAAUCGAGAAGGAAUCGGAGAGCACAAAAAGUGGAAGGGAGGACAAUAAGUUGGGCAAGGACAAAGACAAAGUGGAAACUGGGAUUGCACUUGGUCUUGAUGAGGUUGAGAGUGUCAAGGAGUUUGGGAGUAUUAUGGCCCAGAGGGGAGUGUGGCAUUGGUGGAGGAGAGGCAUGGGAUAUGCGUGA